This is a messenger RNA of Adineta steineri, 963 nucleotides long. The record is from the annotation of a GenBank genome assembly. Lineage: Eukaryota; Metazoa; Rotifera; Eurotatoria; Adinetida; Adinetidae.
AUGUCUAGCUACAAGCAACUCAUUCUCGUCGACUGUGAUGGUGGACGUGGAAGUUUAUUCAAUGAUACGACAAUUUUUUGUCAACUACCACCAAAUUGUGAAUUUUACUUAUUUUGGAACAAACACGAUCCAACAGUAACAGACGGUCUCUAUAAACAACUAUCUGGAAUUCCACAAAUUCACUUGUGUCCAUCGCACUUUAUAAAUUCUAAGAAUUCCGCUGAUGGUAAACUCAUUUAUUUUUUAGGCAAGCUUGUUGAGAAGUUUCAAUUCAUUCUUCUCGUUCAUGGCAACGAUAAUAUUUACAAAGAAGUUAUUAAGAGUGUUAUUGACGAUUAUAGUCAAGAAAAAAUUGCUGGGGAAGAAAUUCAAUUUCCUUCCACUCAAGUUUUAAAUGAAUUAUUUUCACAAUGUCGUAAGCGAAAUGAACAGCAUCGUUGUGUAGAUCCCAAGCUGGUAGAUCCAUUGCUAAAACUUGCAUCAGUACGUCAACCUAUAGAUACAAUUGAAGCGAGCUGUUCGCAAUGUUCAAAGACAUUUAAGGAUAAGCUGGUACUGUGGCAGCACAAGAAACAGAAACAUAAGAUAAAUACUUCACUCACUUGUGCCUGUUCAUUUACAUGCGUUACUACUAAGAAAUUUAAACGUCAUCAAAAAGCAAAAAAACAACCCUUUAUUGAUGACCAAGGUAUAGUUUGUUGCUUAGCUGCAAAUAAAUUGUCCAAAAUUUACCUGACUACGGAUUCGGCAUCAAAAACAAUAUCAGCUGGUAAAACAAAUCAAUGCCAUUUUCCGAAUUGCGCUCGCCGCUACUUCAAGCCUUCUGGAUUUAUCAGUCACUUGAAGGCAAAACAUGCUAACGACAUUGAUAUUCAAGUGCAAUGUUGCAAUUUAGAUAUCAAGUAUACAUUGGACGAAUUUCAUUGUCAUGUUAAUUUGCAACACAAACUUGUAGGUGCUUAA